This is a messenger RNA of Triticum aestivum (bread wheat), 612 nucleotides long. RefSeq lists its product as uncharacterized. Lineage: Eukaryota; Viridiplantae; Streptophyta; Magnoliopsida; Poales; Poaceae. The transcript has 2 exons. The coding region runs from base 146 to 367 and encodes 73 amino acids. The record is from RefSeq and is a predicted model, not a curated record.
GUGACCGCUGCAGGCAUAUCUUCCGGCUGACUCACGCCGAUCUUAUCCCAACCUCCGCGCGACCGUGCCGGCCCCGCAGCCAGCAGAUUCAUCCAUCCUUUCCAACACACCUCGCGAAACAGCAGCACCUAGCCCCGGGCCGGCGAUGGACGGCGGGAAGAAGGGCGGCCGGGACCGCAGGGCGUCGCAGGAGCGCAGCGACCGCAAGUCGGGCACCGGGAUGAGCGGCGACGCCAAGAAGGGCGGCCGCGGCGGCAAGUUCACCUGGGAGGGCGCCGACGGCUACACCGACGAGGACCUCGACCUCGUCGCCAGCAGGGGCGCGGGGGCCGGCGCCGACUCCGCCUCCGGCAACAAGAAGUCCUAGGUGGAUGCCUGCUCGCUCGUCGCCUUGCCGUCCGUCCGAUCGAUCCAUAGCUUUCUCAAUCGUCUCAGUUGCUGAAUAAUUAGAUCGAGCCGUGGCGUCUUUGGCGUGUACAUAUGAUCUACUAGUAUUUCCAGUCGUGGACUCGCGAAUAGGUGUCUGGAUCUCGCAUGGUUGUUCCUUGUGCGUUGAUUUCUGCUUAAUUCACCGAUCCAUCAUGUUAUCGCACGAUGCGUAUGCUUUCUUCA